AUGCUCUCCACUUUGAUCCAAUCUGCACGCGAGUGCUCCAUCAAACGCGCUAUCUCUUUAUGUGCCAUCCUCGCCAUAGCAACUCCUGCGGCGAGCGCAGCCAUCACUGCCAAACAUACACUGGCUAUAGCUGGGUCGGGAGAGUUUGCACACUACCGAAUUGUUGCCCUGGCAAGCCUGGGCGAUGGUAUCCUCCUAGCCUCCUACGAUGGACGCCCUGAUGGAGGAGACUCCCCAUCCCCCAAUUCGAUUAUGCAACGGCGUAGUACGGACGGUGGCGCGACUUGGGGCCAGCCGACCUACAUUGCCAAGGGCCAGGCCAAGACAUCGUCCCUUCAACAGUACGGAUUCAGUGACCCAAGCUACGUGGUCGACUCCAAGACUGGAAAGGUUUUCAAUUUCCAUGUCUUCUCGAAGAACCAGGGAUUCGUCAACAGCGUGAUUGGAAAUGACGAUACCAACUUGAACAUCGUGAGCGCUCAAGUCUCCGUCUCAACCGAUAAAGGUGUUAGCUGGAGCACUGAUCCAAAAAAUCAACCUUCCUUGCCUCCUGUUGCAUCUUCUAAACUCGGUGCACCCCCACUCAUCACCAAAGCGAUCAAGCCGGUGGGUAGCACCGUCGAUGGGGUUGCCAAUGUGGGUGGAAUCACCGGACUGUUUGCCUCAUCUGGAGAGGGCAUUCAACUCAAAUAUGGCGCACACGCCGGCCGCCUGGUUCAACAAUUCCUCGGCAAAGUCAUCCAGCCAAACGGUUCGAAGGCCUCGCAAGCCUUCAGCGUCUACAGUGAUGACGGCGGUGCUACAUGGAAGAAGGGAAAUGUUGUUGGCACUGGAAUGGAUGAGAACAAAGUCGUGGAGCUGUCCAAUGGAAAUUUGAUGCUCAACUCCCGCGCGAGUGAUGGUAGCGGAUAUCGCAAGGUUGCUACCUCAACUGAUGGUGGUGUAAACUGGUCAGCCCCGGCAACAGAGACCCAGCUCCCUGAUCCUGGUAACAACGGUGCGAUCGCAAGAGCGUAUCCUGAUGCGGCACAGGGUUCGGCCAAUGCCAAGAUCCUCCUGUUCACCAACACAAACAGCAAGACUAGCCGGAGCAAUGGCACAAUUCGCUAUUCUUGUGAUGAUGGAAAAACUUGGUCUGCUGGUUCGGUCUUCCAGGCUGGCGCAAUGUCUUAUUCCACUGUCACUGCGCUCGGUAAUGACAAGUUUGGAAUCUUUUAUGAGGGCGGUAACAACGACCUUGUCUAUAUUGAAGUUUCCAAGGCAUUUAUUGGUAUUUCUUGCUGA
Molecule: messenger RNA, 1284 nt
Organism: Penicillium robsamsonii
Lineage: Eukaryota; Fungi; Ascomycota; Eurotiomycetes; Eurotiales; Aspergillaceae
Product: sialidase family protein
Exons: 1
Coding region: 1-1284 (427 amino acids)
Biological process (GO): oligosaccharide catabolic process; ganglioside catabolic process
Cellular component (GO): intracellular membrane-bounded organelle; membrane; cytoplasm
Molecular function (GO): exo-alpha-sialidase activity
Source: RefSeq, a predicted model, not a curated record